Molecule: messenger RNA, 7685 nt
Organism: Bicyclus anynana (squinting bush brown)
Lineage: Eukaryota; Metazoa; Arthropoda; Insecta; Lepidoptera; Nymphalidae
Gene: Sin3A
Product: paired amphipathic helix protein Sin3a
Exons: 31
Coding region: 409-4560 (1383 amino acids)
Biological process (GO): negative regulation of transcription by RNA polymerase II
Cellular component (GO): chromatin
Molecular function (GO): transcription corepressor activity; catalytic activity
Source: RefSeq, a predicted model, not a curated record
AGUCAGUCGCUCAGUCGGCCGCGCAGCUCGGUGCGCGACGUUCGUGCGCGGAGGGUUUCGUUUGCGUCCAUCACGACCUCGGCUCGACCUAGCCGCGAGUGCGAGCGGGACGGCACGUCGCAGAGAGAGGAAGCGGUGACAGAGUGAGACGCCGCUAUGGCAGUGUCGCAACCUCGCCCACCUGACCGUGUUGACGCCGCGGCCGCGCUCGAAAAAGUUGCGCCGUUGCGCUAUUUGGAGGCGCACGAAUGUGCCCGCUCCGAGCGUUCAGUGACGCGUUAUUAUCAUAAACCCUUGUCUUAAAAACAAUUUCUUGAGUUAUACGAAGUGAAUACAGCAGAAUAAGCAAGAUUUCAACACUUUUCAUCAAAAAUCAAUUGGUUGGAGUGUGAUGGGCGGCUGAGCAUCAUGAUGAAGCGCUCUGGUCCUCGUCUGGGGCCUGAUGAGCCCUCGCCGAUGCCCCCCAACCCUUCUCAGAUUCAACAGCCUGGGUCAAGCAACAUGCACACUUUGGCCCAGCAAUCGGCGCAACCACAGAUGUUAGGACCGACAACUAUGAUGUCUGUGGGUGGUGGCUUCGGUCGCGGCCCCGCACGCGCCGGUACGCCGGCCGUCCUCAACUAUUUGAAGAACAACGCGGUGCCGUACGCACCCAAACAACCGCCGAACGUACCGCCGAGGCUUAAGCUGGUGAGCCAGCAGCCUUUGCCCAUGCCGGGGCGCCAGUCCCCCGGCUGCGCGCCGCUGCCCCCGCCCGCCGGCCAGUUCCAGCGGCUGAAGGUGGAGGACGCGCUGUCGUACCUCGACCAGGUCAAGUACAAGUUCAACACCAUGCCGCAGGUGUACAACGACUUCCUCGACAUCAUGAAGGAGUUCAAGAGUCAGACUGUGGGUUACAGGAUCGACACGCCGGGGGUGAUCACCCGGGUAUCGAACCUGUUCAAAGGCCAUCCGGAACUGAUCGUCGGCUUCAACACGUUCCUGCCUCCCGGAUAUAAGAUUGAGGUGCAGAGUAACGGACAGGUGUCCGUCUCCAUGCCGUCGCCCACGACCGCGGCUUGCGCAGGCGUGGGUGGCGUGGGCGGCAUGGGCGCGGGCGUGGGCGGUGGGGGCGUCAUGAUGGGCGUCCACCACCCGCAGCCGCAGUCCCAGCUUGUGCACCUGCUGCCAGUGCCUCCGUCAGUCAGCACCGCUAUAGUGCACAAUCUGUCGGUGAACGCUGCACCGGCUAACACUCUUCACCACAUCUCACAGGCGCAUCAGCAGAUUGAGGCCGCUGCUAUACACCAUCCCCCAGGAAGCAUUGCGAAUACUGGGGGAGCUCACAACGCGACGGCGGGGCAGCCCGUGGAGUUCAACCACGCUAUCGAGUACGUCAACAAGAUAAAGUCCCGUUUCUCCCGCCAACCGGACAAGUACAAGAGAUUUUUGGAAAUCCUCCACGCGUACCAACGCGGCCACCGCGAAGUCAAAGAGCCACAGGCCAAGCAGCAGACUGAGCAAGAGGUCUACUCGCAGGUGGCGAAACUGUUUGAGAAUCAAGACGAUUUGCUGGCGGAGUUUGGGCAGUUCUUGCCUGACGCCAAGGCGGUGACGAAGCCCGCCCACCUGCCGCACACCAGGUCGCCGCCGCCGCCGCCGCCGCCCCGCGUGGAACGAGAGAGCGAGGCAGAGCGUUUCCCGAGCGCGUCGCCGCCGCAGGCGCCGCUCAUGGCGCACGCAACGCACUCUGCGCCCGCGCCCCACGCCAUACACCAUCAUGCGCAGCAAGUUGCUAAACACACGGCCACGAGUGUACAGCCGCCACAGCAUCAUCAUCUCAAGAGAUCGCCCAGCUUUGGAUCGUCCACGCCGAUCGCGUCAGGGGCGCCCCCCGCUAAGAAGCCCCGCUCGGUGGUGCCGUCCCCCGCGCCCGUGCCGCCCCCCUCGUCUCUCCGCGACGUGUCGUACGCGGACGCCGCAAAGCUGGCCACUGCGCACGAUUAUAAGUUCUUCGACCGCGCACGCAAGGAGUUGCGUCCACAACACGUCUAUGACAACUUUCUCAAAUGCCUGAUGCUGUUCACCAACGAGAUCAUAUCGUCGUCGGAGCUGCUGUGCGUGACGUCACCGUUCCUCUGCCGUCACCCCGAGCUGCAGAAAUGGCUGCAGGACUUUGUGGGGCCAGUGUCGCCGCCUCACACGCCAACCAACACACACCCAGGCUACAACAAUUUCGGCGGAUCGGUGAGCGCGCCGCCGCCGCCGCAGCUAAGCACCGAGCGGUCCCGACUGGGCACAGGCACGGUGGGCGAAACAAGAUAUGAACCGCUGCCGCCGAUGGCCGCCCAGUUACGCUACGACCGGCCCACAGGCGACACUGCCAUGGAUAUAGAUUUGACGACAUGCAAGCGGCUGGGCGCGUCAUACUGCGCGUUACCGCGUGACGCCGCCGCACGGCGGUGCUCUGGUCGCACGCCGCUCUGCAAGGAGGUCCUGAAUGAUAUGUGGGUGUCAAUACCAACUUGGAGCGAGGACUCUACCUUUGUGACGUCACGGAAGACUCAAUAUGAGGAGUACAUUUACAGGUGUGAAGAUGAACGAUUUGAGCUGGAUGUCGUAAUAGAAACCAACGCGGCAACCAUCCGCGUGCUGGAGGGCGUGCAGAAGAAGCUGUCGCGGAUGACCGCCGAGGACGCCACCAAGUACCGCCUGGACGAGUGCCUCGGCGGACACUCGCCCACCAUCCACCAGAGGGCGCUGCGGCGCAUCUACGGCGACAAGGUGGCGGUGGACAUCAUAGCCGGCCUCAAGAAGAACCCAGUGGUAGCCGUGCCGGUCGUCUUGAGGAGAUUGAAGGCCAAGGAGGAGGAAUGGAGGGAGGCACAGAAGGGCUUCAACAAGCAGUGGCGCGAGCAGAACGAGAAGUACUACCUGAAGUCGCUGGACCACCAGGGCAUCAACUUCAAGCAGAACGACCUGAAGGCUCUCCGCUCCAAGUGCUUGUUCAACGAGGUGGAGAGCGCGUACGCGGCGCGCCGGCCCGGCCCGCACCUCGUCGCCGACUACGGGCUCAGGAGCAGGCACGAAGCGAUCAAAAUCGUGCGCGACGCCGCCGAGCUGCUGAUCCACCACGCGCGGCGCCAGACCGGCAUACAGAAAGCGGAGAAGAGGAGGAUCAAGCAGCUGCUGCGACACUUCCUGCCGGACCUGUUCGCGCAUCCCAGGCAGCCGCUCUCUGACGACGAGAGAGACGAAGAAGAGAAGGAGGAACCAACAAGUCCAGGCAGCCCGAGCGCGGACCAGCCGCCCGAUGAGAAGAGCGGCUCUGUCAAACAGGAGAAACAAGAGUCAUCAGAAUCGGACAACGCGUCCGACAAGAUCAUCCGACACAACAAGAACGACAAGGAGAACAAGCCUAAGAACAACAACAACAGUGAAAGUAAAGAGAGCGCCAACUCAAUAAAGCGCAGCAGCAGCAACGAGGACGCCGUCGGCGUGAAGAUGGAGGUGAAGAGUGACGACAUCGAGGACGACUACAGGAACCAUCCGCCCAAUGAAGCCCGUUUCGUGUGCACGGACUCGUGGUACCUGUUCCUGCGGCUGCACGCGAUACUGUGCCAGCGGCUGGGCGCGGCGCGGCGGGCGGCGCUGGCGCUGGCGCGCGCCGAGGCCUGCGACAAGCAGCGCCCCGCCAGUGUAGCUGCCGCCUUGCGACUCAAGCCGAACAACCUGCCUGCGGACGCGUCGUCGCCGGCGGAGUACUACGGCGCGCUGCUGGAGCUGGUGCGCGGCGUGCUGGACGGGAACGUGGAGGCGAGCGCGUUCGAGGACGCGGCGCGCGAGAUGCUCGGCAUCCGCGCCUACCCCGCCUACACGCUGGACAAGCUGGUGUCCAUCGCCGUGCGCCAGCUGCAGCGCUGCGUGUCGGAGAGCUGGUCGGUGCGCGCGGCCGAGCUGGCGGCGCGCGGCGGCAUGCGCGGGCCCGCCUCGUACGUGCGUCGCGCGCUGCGGGCGCUGAGCCACUACACCACGUUCCUCGUCAAGCUGUAUGGUGGCGAGGAAGUGAAGACAACGUUCGAGUUGUUAGAAGCGGCGGCGGAAGGUCGCACGUCGCCGCACAACGACUCGAGGCUGUCGCCCACCAACCAGUCGCGCGGGCGUGAGACGAACGGCGAGGCGGUGUCGCGGCUGGCGGCGUGGUCGCUGUACGCGGAGCAGUACGCGCGGCCGGACGGCGCGGCGCCGGGCGCGCGCAACAAGCCCGUGUUCUUGCGGCGCAACGUGCGCCGCGCCCGCCGCGCGCCGCCGCAAGCCGCCGCGCCUGCACGACCACUCGGAGUGCACGCUCGCCAACACCAUCCGACUAGUCGCAUGCCGCCCUCAGCAGUUAUACCGCGCGGGCUGCCUGGCGGGCGCCAGAGCUUCGCACAAUCGGCUCUCGGCCGCGCGCCAGACGAGGUUCCGCGCGUGGCUGCAGCAGAACUCGCCGACCGCCACCUAGCUGACACGGAAGCACCCCGGCAGGGCGCCGAUGUGUUAGUUACCGUCUCUGGGAGAUACGCUGUCGCGAACGACUGAAUUCCUUGCAACACAAACAGUAGCAGCUUUCACUACUAAUGUUAGACCUCAAAUACACUACUCGCUUGGACGAAGUCCUGAAAUGAGUCCGGUAGUGCAGCUAGUCUUGGGUGUGAACCUCAUAUCGCUUUGAUCCUUUGACUCAGUAUAAACAAAGUUGUAUGAAGUGAGGCGAAGUUUGUGACUACACUAUUGUAUUCGUUUAACUACGCGAGUAGUGUAUUAGGGGUGUAAAGAUGGUAAAUGUCCGGUGUGACCGCUUUCUGAUUAUUUUGCGAAUAUAACUUACCAAUACUAUUUUUUUUUUUAUCCGGUGACAAGCUAGCACUUGCCUGGAAUGUCGCCAGAUUAUUGUUUAUACAUGCCGUCUAAGAUGCUAGCGUCAUUUUUCUGAAUUGCUUUAUAUGUGAUCUUUUGGUACUAAAGUAAGAGCGACUAUGUACCAUCAAGCGACGAACUUGUUACAUAAAAACUGAACAUAUGCGCUCUAAUGUCUUUGACUAUAUUGUCACUUAACAUCAAGUGAAAUGCAAUGUCUGCGUUAUUGAAAUACAUUUUUUGUAGUCAACGACUAAAUGUUUUAAUAUUUACCAUUUAAAUGCAAAUUAGUAAUGCGAAGUGUUUGUAAAAAUAUGUUCACACAUGAUGGUAAGUGAUGAUGCAAUCUCAGUUGGAAACGCGAGAAGUGCGAUAUUGAGACUGUUCUCAUCAAUGUACAUAAAUGGGUGCUUGGUGUAAACAGAAAAAUAAUUUUAAAUGUACUUAGGUACAGUCCUAAAAUCUGCUUUUUCCCUCCAAGCGAGUAACUAAAUUUCGUAAAAUAAUUUUAUGCCUAGUUAGAAGCGAAAGUAGCUGUCAUAUUUUUCGUAAUUUACAACACUUAUAUUCUGUCCUAUGUAUGUACAUGGGUGAUUAUUAUUUUUGAUAUACAUGCACGACUGUUUUAUGAUUUUUUACUUCCUGAAAUCUAAUUUAGUAAAAUGUUUUGAAAAUUCAUAUCAAAAAUCAUAUUUAUUUAAAAAGAAUUAUAUCGGAUUUAAUUUACAGCAUCUUACGUAAAUUAAUAAAUAAAUAUAUUUUUAUUAUGAAGUAAAUUAAAAUUCAUAUCUAAUGAAUUGAUUUUCUAUUGACAUUUUAAUGAAAUUUAUUAAUAAUUUUAAAUUCAUGUGGAAGAUAAUAAAUUUUAUUUGAAUGUUAUCUAUAUUUCGAUGCAAUUAUGUUUGAUCCAAGGUCUAAAGGUUAAAUAUAUUGUAAUAUAAUAUUCAUUUUGGAUUUUCAUUUGUGGUCAUUUCACUAUGAGAGUUUUUCUCCCAUCAAAUAUAUAGAUUUUAAUUUCACAUCUUUGACAAUUUAUAUAUAAAGUUUAUUCACAAAACAGUCGCGCUGGUAUUUAGAUAAGUUGGUCGCACAUUGCGGUAGGCGCCGUGAGGUUAAACGCAGCUCUACUUAGCGUAUACUGAGACGCAUGCUAACAUAGAAACAUACUUACUGUCCAUUUUGUAUCAUAUUACCAUUCAAAGUCUUAAAUAACACUAAAUGCAAAGUAAAAUGGACCAAAACUUCAUGCAAAGUUUUACAAGCCAGUGCUUAAUGAUGUACAACAUUAAAAUGUUGUCUAAAAGUCUGUUUUACAGUGCAGCAUAGCUAGUGUAGUGUAAAUGAAGUUGUCUACGUUUAUUUAUUAUUGUGUUUGUCUUUGUAGUAAGCAUACUACAAACUGUGUAUAAAUAUGAAUAGAAUGAAACUUUAGAAGCAUCAUUACAAUUUUAUGCGUCUUUGCAUACGCUCAAUCUUAAUUUAGUGCGGUUUGACUAGUAAUGUGCAAACAACUUUAUGAAUUUGUGUCUUUUUUAUCAAUAACAUGUAUUUAUAAUACACUCCGUUCGCCCCAAUUACAUUAGUAUGUAUAUUUUAUAUGUAUAAGAAUUUUUGUUCAUAAUAAAUACAUUUUUAAUAAAUUUAUAGUAUAUUAUGGUGUAAGUGAACUCAAUUUGAUUGAAGAUUUUUUUUUUUUUAUUAAUUUCAAGUUUGUUAAAUUUUCCUAUUUGAUUUUUUUUUUGCUAAUUUGUUAUUAAGUUGUAUGUUUGUUACAUGAAAUGUAACUUGCGUUGAAAAUUAUUUUGUAAAACUUGCUACAGCAUGUUUUAAUAUGCACUGGAUUUCUUUACCAAUAUUUUUUUUUCAUAAUCUCUACUGAAUAUGUUGUUAUAGUGCACAAGUGUGCUCGAACACAAGUGUAAUUUUUGUAAAUGUGUAAAAUAAUGUUUUUGUUUUGCUUUGUUUCGUAAGAGCCGUUAACAGUAUUUUGGCGGGAAAACGGAGUGUAUGAAUGGGAUCGGUCCUAUAAGGAAAUACAGGGUAUUAACUUGUAUAGUCUCGAAUAAAGAAUGGUCUUGUGAGGAUUUUUAUGAAUGUGCCGCUCAAAAUUUUGGACCGAUUUCAUCCAUGAUGGGCCGAGAGCUCGUGGAAAAUUUUGCGCAAGUGCUGUAUUAAAGAAGAUCACUUUGUAAUAGUUCUUCUGUACAAAUCUAGACUGAGGGAUAGAAAUAUAGCAUUUUUGGGAUUAUUUUGUUGAAACUGCUAAAGAUUGCAGGGAGACAAUUAAACACAUGAAAAAUAUUCUGCAUAUUUUUUUUUCAUCUAAUUUAUUAAGUUUUGGGGCUGGUACAUCUUGUAAUUUAAUAUUAAAGAAAUUUAAAUGCUUGUGAUCAUUAGAAUAUAGGUUCAUAUGCAAAAGAAUGUCUAGUUUCAGUAUUCUGGUGAAGUAAAGGAGAUAUAUUGCAAACUUUCUACUUUAUGAAGCACUUAAACGAAUUUCCCUACUGGCUCUUGUACCACAAUCUCUGGGCCACGUUUUAGGGGCCCAGUAUAGGGUCCGAUCGGACCCUAACUACAGGAUUAAUGCUUUUCAGAGAACCUAGAACCUUCCCUUUGUAAAUAUUGUAAACCCUCUGAAAUAAUUAAUCGCGUAGUGUAAAGAUCUCUCUUGUAAAAGUACAGUUGUAUAUAAUGAGUGACAGUGAUUCUGAAGAGUUUACUUGUUGAAGAACCAAUCUUGUUGAUUCGUAUAAAAAAUGAUGACUUGUCGAAAUGAAUAAAUAUUAUUAUAUUUAUAAUAAACAAAA